Bursaphelenchus xylophilus (pine wood nematode) is the source of this 367-nucleotide messenger RNA. Lineage: Eukaryota; Metazoa; Nematoda; Chromadorea; Rhabditida; Aphelenchoididae. The record is from the annotation of a GenBank genome assembly.
AUGAAUGAAGGAUUGAAGAAAUUUGAGUGUGGAGCGGUGGAAAUCAAGAACAAAAUCAUCGCCGUCAUCAUCACCACCAGCGCCGAGGAGGCCCGAAAAGACAACAAUGUGCGUUUUUUAGGUAUCAAACCGAAGAAAAUUCGGAAAAAAGCAAAUUUUUCGACAAAAUUUUGACUUGAAAUUGUAAAAUACGCUUUCCUCAAAGUAUGUUGCAUAUUUUCAGUGCUCGUUUGACCUGAAUUGGUGGCAGGAAACACCGGAUAACCUAUAUGUUAGCAAAGGAAAUGAGACGGACCUGGAUGGAGAAAUUAUCCCUGCCAAAUACCCAUCCACAUACUGCCCACACGACCUCUCGAAAUGCGAGUAA